CUGUUUUCAUUCUUUCAUUAUAUUACACAGAUCCAGACUUCAUUCAUCAACAAUCUCUCCGGUUUUCCCUCUCCUGGUUUCCUGCUACUCACACCCAACAAUUUCAUUAAAUAAUUAUCAAUGGCAGAAUACCAGGAGAACAACACUACUGUCGGUGUUCGGGUCACCCGGUUGGCUAAGAAAAGAGCAAUGUUAUCUCAAUCCGAACAACUCCCGAACAAGAAAACCCGAAUGGCGUUGGCCGAUUUAUCGAAUUACAAUCUGGGGUAUCUUGAAAAUUCGAAAAAACGCAUACCCAAUAAAAAAGUUUUACACUUGGAAGCAAAAAAUGAUGGAUUGAAAGCAUCUGGAGACGACGAAGAAUUCGUCGAUAAGGAGAAGAAGAAGGAUUGUUUUAUUGAAGCAAAUGGGGAUUCAUUUAGUGAUCCACAGAUGUGUGAAACUUAUGUUUCUGAUAUUUAUGAUUAUCUUCGUAAAAUGGAGAUGGAAGUAAAGAGAAGGCCUAAGGAAGAUUACAUUGAGAAAGUGCAAAAAGAUGUUACUGCAAAUAUGAGGGGAGUAUUAGUAGAUUGGUUGGUUGAAGUUGCAGAGGAAUACAAACUUCUUCCAGAGACUUUAUAUCUCACAAUUUCCUACAUCGAUCGGUUUUUAUCAGUAAAUGUACUUAACAGACAGAGGCUUCAGCUUCUUGGAGUGUCUUCAAUGCUCAUUGCAUCAAAGUAUGAGGAGAUUAGUCCCCCAUGUACCGAAGAUUUCUGUUACAUUACUGAUUAUACUUAUACGAAUCAAGAAGUAGUGAAGAUGGAAGCUGAGGUGUUGAAAUCACUCAAAUUCGAAGUGGGAAAUCCCACGGUUAAAACGUUUCUUGGUAGAUAUAUUAGGAUUGCUCAAGAAGAAUACAAUACGCCAGAUUUGCAGUUUGAAUUCUUGUGUUAUUAUUUAGCCGAAUUAAGCUUGUUAGAAUACGGUUGCAUCAAGUUUUUGCCUUCAAUGGUGGCUGCAUCGGUUAUAUUUCUCGCAAGGUUUAUGCUCAAACCAAACUCAAAUCCAUGGAGUUUAGCUUUGGAAAAGCUCUCGGAAUAUAAGGCGUCUGAUCUAAAAGAAUGUGUUGAAGUUUUACAUGAUCUGCAAUCAAGCAAAAGAGCUGGACAUUUAGUAGCAAUUAGAGAAAAAUACAAGCAAGUUAAGUUCAAAUGUGUGUCUGAAGUGUCUUCUCCAAUGGCUAUUCCAACUUCUUUCUUUGACAAUGUCAAGAUGCGAUAGCUUUUGCUCAAGAAUAACCGGUAUUUUCAUUGACUACACCAAAUUGAUAAAGAUUCACAUUCGAUUAUAGAAGUGUUUGAAGCAAGAUGAAUAUAUCACAAAGCUUAACAAACGAGGCACGGGUUUGAUUUGUAUGAUGCCUCUUAGAAUGCUUUGAAUGGUCUUGGCCCUACUAACUUAGUGCAAGCUAAGAUUGAGAUUGUAAUUGUUCUACAUAUCAAGUUUUGCAUUUUGAUAGAGAUUUAUUAGUUUAGAUGAAAAAAUAUAGAUGAAUGUUGUUACUUGUUAGAAAGCCUGGUUAUUAGUAAUAG
This is a messenger RNA of Erigeron canadensis, 1574 nucleotides long. RefSeq names its product G2/mitotic-specific cyclin C13-1-like. Gene Ontology annotation, molecular function: cyclin-dependent protein serine/threonine kinase regulator activity. NCBI's taxonomy places the organism in Eukaryota, Viridiplantae, Streptophyta, Magnoliopsida, Asterales, Asteraceae. The record is from RefSeq and is a predicted model, not a curated record. The transcript has 6 exons. Gene Ontology annotation, biological process: regulation of cyclin-dependent protein serine/threonine kinase activity; mitotic cell cycle phase transition. Gene Ontology annotation, cellular component: cytoplasm; cyclin-dependent protein kinase holoenzyme complex; nucleus. Bases 121 to 1263 code for a protein of 380 amino acids.